CACUCCAGUCAGCAUAUAGCGGUCUGCGACUUUAAGGCAAUGCUGCUACUGUGACGUCUAAUCUAGUAGACGGAACGCUUCUUUCAACAGCAGCAACAGUUCGUCAGACACCUCGGUAGCUUGCUAGCCAAAAUAUACGAACAAAUAAAGCUCUUUAGACGCUUUAGUGUAUAUUUGCCACUGUAUUUUAAAACCACUUCUGUCGCCUAGUUAGUUAUCCGUUUUCAUUUCAUAUUUACGGUAUUGUUUUUAUUAUUCAUCUAGCGGGCUGGUUAAGUUAGCAUUAGCCUAGCUAGCUAACAUAUCCAACCAUGAGGUCACUAAGCUACUCUCUUGUUAAUGAAGAGGAGGACUGCUGGACGGAGAAAGAAGCUCUCAUCACAGAGGAGAAGGAAGAGGAGGUAAUCACAGUAAAACAAGAAGUAGAGGGUGAGGCUGUUACUGUGAAAAAAGAAGAGAUAGACGUUACAGUGAAAGAAGAGGAAGACGCGUUCAGAGUGAAAGAGGGGGAGGAUUUUACAGUAAAAGAGGAAGAAGAGAAAGAGGAGGAUGCAGCUUUUGGGGUGAAAGAGGAGGAGGGGGAGAUGACUGUCACAUCGAAAAAGGAGGGGGAGGAAACUGGAUAUCUGGGCCCUGUUUCCCAAACGGCCCUGGGUGAGGCUGUUACAGUUAAACAAGAAGUAGAGGAUGAGACUGUUACAGUGAAAGAAGAGAAAGACGUUUCAGUGAAAGAAGAGGAAGACGCGUUCAAAGAGGAAGAGGAUUUUACAGUAAAAGAAGAAGAGGAUGCAGCUUUUGGGGUGAAAGAGGAGGAGUGGGAGAUGACUGUCACAUCGAAAAAGGAGGAGGAGACAACUGGAUAUCUGGGCCCGGUUUCCCAAACGCAUCUUAUGGCAUCCAUUGGUUCUAAGGAUGAACUUAGCCAUAAGAUGGUUUUGAGAAACCGUUCCCUGAUUAACACUAGAGAGAUACGGGACUAUCGUGGAUCCUCUGGGGAGCCUCAACAACCUCAUGAUGCUGACGAGGCAGAGAAGAGUCUCUCCAGAUCAGAACACAUCAAUAAACACCUGCAGAGAUCCACAGGGAAGAGAACUCACUGCUGCUCUGACUGUGGGAAGAGUUUUUGUCAAUCUAGUGAUCUGACAGUGCACCAGAGAACACACACAGGAGAGAAACCUUAUAGUUGUAGUCAAUGUGGGAAGAGUUUUACUACAUCUAGCAAUCUGACUAUACACCAGAGAACACACACAGGAGAGAAAUCUUAUAGCUGUGAUGAAUGUGGGAAGAGUUUUACUACUUCUGGCUAUCUGACAGUGCACCAGAGAACACACACAGGAGAGAAACCAUAUAGCUGUGAUCAAUGUGGGAAGAGUUUUAGUCAAUCUAGCAAUCUGACUAAACACCAGAGAACACACACAGGAGAGACACCAUAUAGCUGUGAUCAAUGUGGGAAGAGUUUUAGUCAAUCUGGAGAACUGACAGUGCACCAGAGAAUACACACAGGAGAGAAACCGUUUAGCUGUGAUCAAUGUGGGAAGAGUUUUUCUUCUUCUGGCUAUCUAACUAUACACCAGAGAACACACACAGGAGAGAAACCUUAUAGCUGUGGUCAAUGUGGGAAGAGAUUCGCCUCAUCAGUAAAACUUAAAAUACAUCAAAGACAUCACACAAGAGAGAAACCAUAUGGCUGUGCACAAUGUGGAAAGAGUUUUUUUACAUCUAGCCAUCUGACUGCACAUCAGAGAACACACACAGGAGAGAAACCAUAUAGCUGUGAUCAAUGUGGGAAGAGUUUUGUUCGAUCUGACCAGCUCACAGUGCACCAGAGAAUACACACAGGAGAGAAACCGUUUAGCUGUGAUCAAUGUGGGAAGAGUUUUACUACAUCUGGCUCUCUGACUUUACACCAGAGAAUACACACAGGAGAGAAAUCUUAUAGCUGUGGUCAAUGUGGGAAGAGUUUUGUUCGAUCUGGAGAUCUGACAGUGCACCAGAGAAUACACACAGGAGAGAAACAGUUUAGCUGUGAUCAAUGUGGGAAGAGUUUUGUUCGAUCUGGCCAUCUGACAGUGCACCAGAGAACACACACAGGAGAGAAGCCUCUUAGCUGUGACCAGAGAUAAUCUGAUAAAAGAUCUCUGAUCAAAUAUCAGAAAAUGUAUAUAUGAAGGAGUUGUGUCAUGAUAUCAAUGAAUUAAUGUCACAAUGUAGAAUGUUUUAACAUUGUAGUAGGAGUGUUUUAAUGUCUCAAUGUAGAAUGUUUUAAUAUAUAGUAUAUAAAUAUACUCUGCAGUCAGUCAGUCAGAAUGUCACAAUGUAGAACCCUAAACAUUUGCCCCCUUAUCAAUUGAUUUCAACAUGAUAUGGAUAUUAGGCUCAUUGGGGGAAAUCCAGGCUCUGAAUUGAAAGAGUACUAUUUAUGUGAUUCAACACAGUGACUAACAAAAAAAGAGUUGUCCUCUAACCAGUGAUGUACACAUUAUUCCCAGAAUCAACUGAUUUCAACAUAAUAUCGAUGAGUGAUGACAAAUAAGUGUUGUGUUCCUUUGUUUAGCGACCCCUAAAUUUAAAUGCAUCACUCCAAUAUGUAGCUGACUGUCUUCUGCAGGUUGUCCUCUAACCAGUGAGCUAAAAUAUAUCUCCCUUUUCCAUGUUUUUUAGUUGUGUUAGUUUCAACAGCACAUACAACCUGAUUUCCCCCAUAAUCGAUAUCAGUGAUUUAUUGCUACUUGUCAAAACAACAGUGUUUCUAGUGCUUGUGCAGUUUAUAAGGAGCUUGUUUUAAAAAAAGACAAUUAUUGUGGCAGAUGUUUGUGUAUAUACCACAUGUUAGGUUUUCAAUUUAUCCCAAACUGUUUCUGCAUAUUGGUUAUUGAUUUGGACACGUUAAUACUAUGUUUUGACAUUGGGCUAUCCCACUUAGCAAAAUGUAAUUGAAAAGCCGUUGAAAAUAAUACUAUGCAAUCAAAUAUUUCAUAUAACAUUUAGUAAUGAAAAUUAUUCAUGCAACCAACUGACAAUUUUUUUGUACAAUUAUAUUGACAUUGUUGCCCUGUUUUUAGAAAAUCAGGGUUAAUUCUCACAUGUGCCAAACCAAAUGUACUAGAGCAUGACAUUGGGGACUGGGCCCCGAUCCAACAACAUGCCUAUCGAGUGAACUCUGAAAAGAGAGAGAAGCUCCGCAGUGAGGUGGAAAGUUACUACGGAUAUUGCAGGAGUUUCCUCUUGAAAUCAGACAUGUCUGUGGUGAGAACAACCUGGUUGCUGAUUGUCUCAAGGGGGGCAGUCAAAAUGUUUUGUGUUUUGCGUUUAGCCAGGGCAUUGCCAUGGAUCACAGUUUAUUUUUACUGCACGUUUUUCCGUAUUGGAGAUGAGUUUUGUUUGGGCUCGUUCCAAGGGGACGAGAGUUCUAGAAGCUGGUGAGUUCUAGAAGCUAUAGAAAGAAAAAUCUUUGUGGGAAUAAUAAAAAAUAAAUAUUGUUUGUAAUUGUUGUUGCCAGUAGACAGACACCAUGUUUAUAUUGGUGAAGGUGAAGCAUUGUAGUUGAUUAUAAUGUGAAAUGGAAGUUGUUUUCUGUUGUUAGUGAGCAUUCUCUUAAGGUGUUAGUUAGUCUUUCGUUUUUCCAUUUAUGUUUUGAGGUUGGACUUUAGCACGUAUAGCUAGUUAGCACGUAGGACGCACUGAUUGGUGUCACCUCGUUAGUCAGUAUGUGUUACACCUGUGCUGGCUUGUCCAUCUCGUUAGUGGGAAGGUGUUUCACCUGAUCCGGUCCAGUUUCUAUUUAAGAGUGUCUGGCCCAGUGCUCCAGUUGUCUUGAUAGAUGUGGAGAGUCAACACCUUUAGUUGCUCCACCUUUUUGGUUUGCUUCCUGUCUUUAAGUUUGCUGUGGGUUUUUAUUUUGUUUGCUUCUUCUUGGGCAGAUUUAGUGGGUCUCAUGGUGGGUGUCUUUUAGGUCCCAGUUGUUACGAGUCAACUUUCAGUCGACACCCCCAUAGUGUCUUUGAGAACCCCUCCUAAAAAACAAGCUUAUAUUUUGGGUUGGAUAUUUCAUCCAAUUAGUGUUUUAAUCAAUGGCAUUUCCUUAGAAUGCUCAUUGGUCUUUCAGUUAAUUUUCUGUUUUUUUUAUCCUCUUAUUUUUGUGUACUAAAUAUUUCAGUUUAUUUUCAUUGUUUUCUCCUGUGAAGCCAUUGUGUUGUAACCAUGUGUGAAAUGUGCUGUAUAAAUAAAGCUUGAUUUGAUGUCAACAAUUGA
This is a messenger RNA of Salvelinus fontinalis (brook trout), 4251 nucleotides long. Its product is annotated as zinc finger protein ZFP2-like. Gene Ontology annotation, cellular component: nucleus. The transcript has 2 exons. The record is from RefSeq and is a predicted model, not a curated record. Gene Ontology annotation, molecular function: DNA-binding transcription factor activity, RNA polymerase II-specific; RNA polymerase II cis-regulatory region sequence-specific DNA binding. Lineage: Eukaryota; Metazoa; Chordata; Actinopteri; Salmoniformes; Salmonidae. Gene Ontology annotation, biological process: regulation of transcription by RNA polymerase II. Bases 312 to 2123 code for a protein of 603 amino acids.